UAGCAGCGCAGAGGUUAAAGUCUCCGAGGUAAAGCGACACUAUUUAUAAUUAUCAGCAACGCUCUCUACGCAUGUGAAAGUUGGAUUUCAGUCCUCUAAAGGUCGCCUCGGAAGAGCAGCAACAGAAAUUUGGAGAAGCUCAAGUUUUCUCUCAUUAUUGCGAAGCAGAGGGAAUUUCUGAAGCUCAACAGCGUUACUGCAGAAUAAAUAAGCGAAGCAUUGCGGGAAGCCAGAUGAAGCCAUAAAUGAAAACAGUCACGUUAAUGUUUAACCCCUUUCACUUACGCAAGGUCCCUACACAAGCGGCAGGAUGGAGAACGCCGGCUGAAUUCUGCUGAAGGACAACGGGACUCGCGAUUUGCUUUAAUUAUGCUGCCGUCUCCUGGCUAAUUUUGUACAAGGAGCUCUGAAGAAAAAAAACAGUCUUCUGGGACCUGAUUUUGUGAUGUUUUUCUUUGGCCUGUGCAUCCCGUGCAGACCGGAGAGCGCUGCUGAUGGGACGUGGAAGCAAAAUGCAUGACCCCUCCACCUAACAUCCAACUCCUCUUUCUGGAAUGCUCAGUGGAAAAGAGGCAUUCUUCCAGCAUGGAAUCCAGUGCAUACCACAGAACUUAAGGCUCUGCAGGCCUUACGGAAACAGCAGCAGCAGCUCUGAGCAGGCAGCGCUCACACACCUGCCCUGCACCAAAGGCACAUCCUGACCAACCCCGGCCCUGCAGCACCAGCAUCACACACAGCUCCUCCUCCUACCUGGAAAAAGAGUCAUCUCAGCAUUCAUAAAUUUAUCACUAAAUUGCCAUCUAUUCAAAAAAAAAAAAAAAAGGUUCUCUCUCACUUUGCCUUUCAGAUAAUCUGAACACUUAAACCAUGAUGAGAAGAUGAUGCUUGGAAAAUAAAAGAUGAACCCACUCGAUGCAACAAAAUCAGGAUUUUUAAUGUGCAUCGCUGUCUGCGUGUUCAUCUACACUUUUAUCUACCUAAAGGAUACGCUUUCUGAAGAGCCGAAUCAACAAAAAUUUAAUGUGAAUAUAGCAGAGUGUGGCUUUUACCCGGAUGAACUUUGUUCAGCUCUUUUUGUGGGCAAAACCGCUGCUUUUAAAAUUGGAAACUUUUGUCAGAAUACCCACCAACCUCAACCACUCAGCUGCAUUCGGAAUUCGUGCAACUGCUCCAUGGUAGAGAAGACUCUGCAUUUUAUCACAAGACCGCUGUCAGACGAAGAAGGGAAUUUCUCAUUGGCAUACAUUAUCACAAUUCACAAGGAGCUGGAAAUGUUUGUAAAGCUACUAAGAGCUAUUUAUAUGCCUCAGAAUAUUUACUGCAUACAUAUUGAUGAAAAGUCACCAAAAGAUUAUAAAGCUGCUGUACAAAAUAUUGUGAAUUGCUUCGAAAAUAUUUUUAUUUCCUCAAAAAGAGAAAGUGUUGUUUAUGCAGGAUUUUCAAGAUUACAAGCUGAUAUUAACUGCAUGAGAGAUCUCGUUCGUUCCAAAAUUCAGUGGAACUAUGUUAUUAAUCUAUGUGGUCAAGAUUAUCCCAUUAAGACAAACAAAGACAUUAUACAAUACAUCAAAAGUAAAUGGAAUGGUAAAAAUAUGACUCCGGGGGUGGUCCAACCACUUCAUAUGAAACACAGGACACAGGUUAGUUACAGAGAGUAUGUACAUUCUGGAAUGUCAUAUGUGUAUCCAACCAAGAAUAUAAAAGCUAAACCUCCUUAUAAUUUGACGUUAUAUUUUGGUACUGCCUAUUACAUACUCACUAAAGAAUUUGUAGAGUUUACAUUGACUGAUGCACGUGCAAAAGACUUGCUUGAAUGGUCAAGAGACACGUACAGUCCGGAUGAACACUACUGGGUCACGCUGAACCGUUUAACUGAUGCUCCAGGAGCUACACCCAAUGCGGACUGGGAAGGAAACAUCCGAGCCAUUAAAUGGAAAGACCAAGAAGGAACUGUACACAAAGGCUGCAAAGGUCAUUACAUCAGAGACAUUUGUGUCUACGGACUAGGGGAUUUGCAGUGGAUUAUCGAGUCACCUCAUUUGUUUGCCAACAAAUUUGAGCCUGCAACGUAUCCCCUUGUCAUGGACUGUCUGGAGAGACGCUACCGGCUGAAAGUGCUGCACCAGGCACAAGUCCCCAUUGAAGAUCACUGGCGUCUUCAGAAAGAAAACUACUUCAACAUGAAACUGAAUAUUUGAGCUUAACUAACAUUGAAACAAGGGUUCAAAAACACUGACAGAAACCAUUAACGCUUUUAGCCAGACUUCACUCUGUGCAUUAGGAGGGUAAGCAUGACACUGUACUGGCAGUGAAAUAAACAGGUUUUAUUUAUUACAGUAAGAUAAAGAGCGACAAACGCUAAUGAGUUGAUUCUCAAAGAAAAUGAUGUGUCUAUAUCUAUAACUAACUGAAGGGGGAGGUUCAUAAUCCUUCAAGCGACUUAUUUAACUGGAAAAAAUAUAUAUUCCUCAAAAAAAAGGACUAACUGGUAUGAAAAUAAUAAAUAAAAUGGAAGCAAUGAUUGAACAAAGAAAAUAUGAAGAGCACAACUUAAAGUCAUGUUUACUGUGUAUCUUAUGAAAGAGAUUAUUUUGAUCAACGAAGUUCAUGCUAAAAUUUCAGAGCUUGUAGAUGAGCAAGUGACAACCAAUUUCAGACACGUCCAUUUCACUUUUUUUCUCCCCAUGUCCAGCUGCAUCUCUAAUUUCAUUGCGUAGCAUGGCAACAUCGCUUCUGCUACUCAGGCUUUGCUCUUAAUGAAAAGGACACGUGUGCCAGUAACAGUAGCGGGGUCCUGCAAUGCACGUUUACCUUUAAGACCUUGUUUUUGGAGUCUCCGCAGUUUAUGGCAAGGAGACACAGGAAAUUUGAGGCCAGGGGACAAAGGAAAACUGACUGAAAAGCCAUCUUUCAAUCCUGGUGUACCUGGGUGAGGGAAACAAAACUUCCCUGAACCUGGCAACAGUCUGCAGCAACUGGAAAGAACAGCAGGCAGCAACCAGGAUGAGCAUCCUGCUCCCAAAGGCUCUGCUGAGCACACGCAGCACUCGCUGCUCUGCAGUAAGGAAGGAACUUUAAACACACACCGCAGGCAAAACCAGGGAACAGCGAUAAAACAAAAGCACAAGGAUCCAGCCUUUUCCAGGCAAGAGUUGUUCUUUCCUCUUCAGGAGUCUUAAAUUAAUCACUUUUGCAACCGAAAAGAUGAGGGAACAUGAGGAAGCAGGAGGAUGUAGGUUGUGGUCUUUUGCACGGUAUGACAACUCUCCCAUGAAAUUAAACCUCUACACCUCAUCUCCAAAAGUCUUUAGUUGGGUGCUACUGCUGGGAAGAGACCAGGAGAAACCCGAAUUGUGACAAGUCAUUCCAAACUGUUCAUCCCCUUUUACAAGUAUUUUGGCUCGAAUGCAGAUUAAAGUUUCGUUCCAGUAAAUCCAAAUAAAGUCCCAACUUUUGUGCUUUAACUCUGAUGGGAAUGAAUAAAGUACAUCCUGUUACUUACUAACUCAAUUGGAAACUACAAAUUAUAAAUAAAUGUCUAGAAUCAAUUUAGAUAUAAGCUUCACUAUGCAGCCAGAAUAUCACUCAGUUUUUACAGGAAAACUGGCUUGUACAUUAAGUGUUUUUUCCCACAAAAUUACAUGAAUCAACAAAUGACCCAACAAUAGAACGUGAAAGUUUCUUGUUACAAACUUAUUCCCAGGUUCCUGGAACUGUGCUGCUCAUUUUCCCACACCAGUUUCUUGGAAACACAAUUUUCUUUCAAAUGAACUUUAACCUAAAGACAGACCAUCUGGUCCCUAUUUAUUUACAGAAACUUACAAAUUCAACCCAAAGGCCUGUACUUAGUUGCAUUUAUAAUCCAAGACUUGUGGCUAAAUAUUGCUGGAGAUGCUUUUCUUAUGGAGAGAAAUAAAGGAAAAAACAAGCCG
This is a messenger RNA of Columba livia (rock pigeon), 3932 nucleotides long. RefSeq names its product beta-1,3-galactosyl-O-glycosyl-glycoprotein beta-1,6-N-acetylglucosaminyltransferase 7. NCBI's taxonomy places the organism in Eukaryota, Metazoa, Chordata, Aves, Columbiformes, Columbidae. Bases 900 to 2198 code for a protein of 432 amino acids. The record is from RefSeq and is a predicted model, not a curated record. The transcript is spliced from 5 exons. Gene Ontology annotation, molecular function: acetylglucosaminyltransferase activity. Gene Ontology annotation, cellular component: membrane.